Syngnathus acus (greater pipefish) is the source of this 2328-nucleotide messenger RNA. Its product is annotated as sestrin-3. Gene Ontology annotation, molecular function: L-leucine binding; oxidoreductase activity, acting on peroxide as acceptor. Gene Ontology annotation, biological process: cellular response to leucine starvation; positive regulation of macroautophagy; negative regulation of TORC1 signaling. Bases 188 to 1516 code for a protein of 442 amino acids. Lineage: Eukaryota; Metazoa; Chordata; Actinopteri; Syngnathiformes; Syngnathidae. The transcript has 9 exons. Gene Ontology annotation, cellular component: nucleus. The record is from RefSeq and is a predicted model, not a curated record.
GCAUGCUGGCAGCUUUUGCCUGGACUCAGUCGUCACUCGUCUAUCGGGGCAGAACGCCGUACGCGGCCUGCGGUGCUCCGCUUCUCCGGUCUUCCACCUCCUCCUUCGCCUUUUGUUACAAGCAGCACCCGGCGGGGGACCCACCAGACAUAACCGCGUUCAUGUAAUUAGCACACUGGGCUGGAAAAUGAUCAUCUGUACGAAUAAAAUGGAGUACCCGCUCAGAAGCCAGUACCAGAGAGUCCAGAAACAGGCGAUGGUGAGCAAGGAGAAGGAGCGCGCGUCUCUGGUGCUGAUGAAGACGGCGGCGGGCCGCGGCAGCCUGGACGCCGUAUCGCAGCAGAUGGCCUCGCACCCGCAGUAUUUGGAAAGCUUCCUGCGAGCGCAGCACUACAUCUUGCACAUGGACGGACCUCUGCCGUUGCCCUGCCGCCAUUACAUCGCCAUCAUGGCAGCGGCACGCCACCACUGCAAUUACCUGGUCUACCUGCAUUCGGCCCAGUUCCUGAGGCUGGGUGGCGACCCCCUGUGGCUGCAGGGCUUGGAGGCGGCACCCUCGCGUCUGCGCCUGCUCGACCACAUCAACAAGGUGCUGGCUCACCAGCCCUGGCUGGCUGCCUGCUCGGACAUCAAGACGCUGCUGAAGUGCGGCGAGCCGUGCUGGUCUCUGGCCGAGCUGGUUCAAGCCGUUGUGAUUCUGGCCCACUGCCACUCUCUAUGCAGCUUUGUGUUCGGUUCCAACGCUGCUGACUGGGGCCACCCGGCGCCCCCGAGCAAGUCUCCCAAUGGCACGCCGCCUACCUUCUGCGCCUUUGACGUCACUAACGGCAACCCCAACGGGCCUCAGUCAAUCGACGACGUCGCCGAACAAAUAACACGACGCUGGUCAGUGGACUCGGGUAGUGACCUGUUGAAUCUGAAGGACAAGAGCCCUAAACCUCAUGAAGAGCGAGACAAGCGAGAAGAGCGUCUGCUAAACAACCAAGCCGAUGUUGAAGAAGAAGACGAGAUAAUGUACUUCGCCGACCCGUCUCGCUUCGUCACAGAGCCCAAUUUCGAUUACAAGGAAUUUGCCCGCAGAGACGAGGACCUUUUCCAAGUAUUUCGAGUUCAGGACUACUCAUGGGAGGACCACGGCUUCUCGCUGGUCAACCGCUUGUACUCGGACAUCGGCCACCUUCUGGACGAGCGCUUCCGAAAUGUCACCUCCGUGUCGUCCCCGCACGGCCCCGAACUGAAGAGGGCCGUCUGGAACUACAUCCACUGUAUCUUGGGAAUUCGGUACGACGAUUACGACUACGGGGAAGUGGACCGGCUCCUGAAGCGAGAUCUGAAGGUGUACAUCAAGGCCGUCACGUGUUUCCCCGACCCUAGCAAAAGUCCGGCGUCUCCGCUUGGCUGGGCUUCUCUUAAAACAUCUGAGCGGAUCCACAUGAAUUUACUCAUCAUGGAGGCGCGUCUGCAAGCGGAGCUCCUUUACGCCCUGAGAGCCAUCACUCAGUACAUGAUCGCCUGAGAGCCUCUCGCAAGUGCACGCUUCUUUUUUUCUUCCUUCUCCAUCGAGGUACACCCACUUGACGUGUCGACGUCUAAAUUAGGAAGAGCGCAUGUGUGCCCCAAAGAUGUGCCACACCGCCUCUCCCCAUGUGCAAUCCUGAAAAGACUUCAGACAGAACUCACAGAAUAGUAUUCAGCUUUUGGGUGACAAUUCACAUCAACUUUUAGUGGGUCAACUUCAUUUGACCUCCUGUAAACUCCUGAAUACAAUUAAUUGCCGACGUUGCCAGAAUUUCUUCUUGAUCAAAUACUUUUUGUGUGUUCAACUCUUUACUGUCAUGCAAAAAGUAGUGAAACAAUGAACAGUUGUGCGUUCGAAAAUUUACAGGAGGUCGAAUUGAAUUCACACAAAAAGGCUCUUGAGCAUUUUAGACUCAUCCUGAAUUGAAGCCCAAUCUCUCCAACUUUUUGUGCGUAGUACUGUAAGUAUUUAUACUGUUCCGUCAUGAACACUCUCCUUAUAAGAGUAGUUGCGUAGUUUUGUUGAAUGUUCUCCAAGGACAAUCCUCAUUCAGUAUUGUUUGAAGGACCCUUUUGGAUCUCCUGAGCUGUUUGUUCAAAAUAAUAAACCCAACAACCUUAGUUUCUUUUUAAACAAGCACUUUUAAAAAAAAGUAUAUAUAUAUAUUUAUAAUGCGAGGAAGCAAGCGAAAGACAGACGUGACGUGGGAUUUUUUUAUUCGUAGACCUGCUGAAAAAAGUUUGUGACUGACUGAAAACAUAAAAAACUUUGAGUAAGUUUGUACGUGAGCGCUUUGUGGUACAAACACA